Molecule: messenger RNA, 729 nt
Organism: Stylophora pistillata
Lineage: Eukaryota; Metazoa; Cnidaria; Anthozoa; Scleractinia; Pocilloporidae
Source: RefSeq, a predicted model, not a curated record
AUGUGCUUUUGGCGGGACAAUCUUCAACUGUACUCCGUACACAUUAGUAAAACCAAGGUCAGGCAGCCGAUUGAGGAACAGAAAAAGGGAGUCAGAUUGACUGUCAAGAGAUUAAAUCGUACUCGGCCACAUGUUGUAUACAACUUGCUGAAGAGGUCAAAGCUGGACGCCAACAGAGAAAUCAAUGAAGCGACUUUGAAUGUUCCAGACGCCAUUACCGCCUAUAACGAUUACGCUAACUUCAUCAGCCAAGCAAAAUUGGCCAUUUCAGGGAGUGGUUCUGGGCGUGGCUUUCUCUUAGACAUCCACGGCCAAACACACCAACCUCCGAGGACGGAGCUGGGAUAUCUCAUUUCGAAAUCCAAACUCGUGCAGAAAUCCUACAAUGUAGUGGGCACUUCUAUCAGAAACCUUGGGGAAUACUGGUGCGGAAGCAACAAUGCUUGCUUUCAAGAUUUCGUUCAAGGUAAUCGAAGUCUUGGAUAUUUCGUGAAUCAAGAAGGACUGGCCGCUGUACCCUCACCACUUGACGAGGAUCCAAACGGGGAAAAGUUUUUCUCUGGAGGAUAUACGACCAGGGUCCAUGGAUCCAAAGAUGGAGGGAACAUUGACGCCAUUCAGCUGGAACUACCCAGAGAGCUUCGUUUCGAGUGGAACCGUAAUGUUGCUUUGCAAAAUGCUUUGGCUAACGCUAUCGUAAAAUUUUAUCAGUUGAAUUAUGACGCGUAA